Molecule: messenger RNA, 2029 nt
Organism: Agrilus planipennis (emerald ash borer)
Lineage: Eukaryota; Metazoa; Arthropoda; Insecta; Coleoptera; Buprestidae
Gene: Pdss2
Product: decaprenyl-diphosphate synthase subunit 2
Exons: 4
Coding region: 330-1583 (417 amino acids)
Biological process (GO): ubiquinone biosynthetic process; isoprenoid biosynthetic process
Cellular component (GO): transferase complex; mitochondrion
Molecular function (GO): prenyltransferase activity
Source: RefSeq, a predicted model, not a curated record
AGAGUAUAAAAUUUGAUUAUAUUAUUGUUUAUUGUAUUUAAAUUUUAUGAUAAUUUGAAAAUCAUGCUUAUAUUCUUGUUAUUUACAGAACCUCCUUUAAAAAAAUAAGUUCAAAAGUUGUACCCAUUAAUGCAUCUUUAAAUUGUUUUGGUUAUUUGAAACGAGUUUUCUAAUUUACAUUUUAUAUCCUCUCCACCAAUUAGUUCGUGUUUUGCAUAUUUAACAACCCAGAAAAUGUAGAGGGGCUCAAAAAGGAUGCUAACUUUCUCUAACCUACUUUAUUUAAUGUUGAGCAGAACUAGCUAAAAAAUAUUACUGGUACAUUUAAAAUGAUUUUACCUAAGCUCUUUGUAUCAAUUUUUAAUAACAACAACAACUAUAGAGCAUGUUUUAGUUUCACUAGUUUAAAUUAUAUUAAUCGGAAAAUUAAUACUACUCAUUUUCACCAUGCAAAAGUGGCCCAGUACCAGAAACCUGAUUGGAAUAGAGCUGUAAGUGAGGCUGAAAAAAUUGUUGGGUAUCCAACAUCAUUUCUAAGCCUCAGAUGGCUACUAAGUGACGAAAUAGCAAAUGUAGCUCUUCAUCUUCGCAAGCUGGUGGGAUCCAACCAUCCUCUUCUAAAGACAGCAAAAGGACUUUUGUACAAUGGCAAAAACAAUAUGCAAGCCUGGGGCCUUAUUGUCCUAUUGGUUUCCAAAGCUGCUGGACAUGCUAAAAAUAUUCCCGACUUAGAACAAGACAAAGCUGCAGGAGUUCUUCAUAGUCAGAGAGCAUUAGCAGAAGUAACAGAAAUGAUUAGAACCUCCCAUUUAGUUCACAAAGGUCUUGUAAAUUUACAAGAAACCGUUGAAGACUCUGCCAACAUGUUAUUUGGAAAUAAGAUUGCUCUAUUAAGUGGGGACUAUUUGUUGUCAAACAGUUGUGUGGAACUAGCUGGGCUACGUAAUCAGGAAUUGGUUGAAUUAAUGAGCUCUGCUGUUAGAGAUUUAGCAGAGGCCGAAUUUGUGGGUCCCAGAGAUAAACAGAACAAUCCAUUACCUGCCAGGCCACGUGCACAACAUGAAUACAAGCAGUUCAAUGAAAAUGGUAUUGAACCAUUAGUAGUACAGGAAGCACUUGGUAAUGCACAAGCUGAGUGGACUCUUAGAAAUGUAUUGAAUGCUGGCAGUUUAUUGGGUAAGUCAUGUCAGGGUACCCUUAAAUUGGCUGGUCAUCCUACAGAAUUACAAGAACAGGGCUAUUUGUUUGGUAAACAUCUAGCUUUAGCCUGGCAGGCUUGUCUAGAUCGCGAACCAUUUUUGCAAGGCAGUUCGGGCCCAUUUAGUCUUGUUUGUGGACCUGUAAUGUUUCAUUUACAACAUGAUCCAACUCUAUAUGAAGAAAUUUUGAAAGGAAAAGACGAUGUUAACGAUGUCGAUUAUGAUUUAAUCCGCAAGGUUGUAAAUGAAGGACCUGGUCUUGAUAAGACUCAAGAACUUCAGAGUCAACAUUCUCAAAGUGCUCUCGAUGUUUUGAACCAGUUGCCCUCAUCUGAUGCCCGGACAGCUUUAGCAAAUAUUAUUGCAGCCAUACAGGAUAUUUGAAGUACAUAGAAAAGGGAAAAUGGGAAGACAGAUAGGUAUUGUAAAUGUUAAAAAUUAUGGUCACUUGUUAUUGUUAAAUUAUAUCGUUCUUUGAUAUUUAAUAAUUUAAUAACUUUUUAUGAUGCUCAAAAAACUUAAUUAGGGGGUCUGACAGGGUAAAAUGGUGAAAUUUAUCCUCAAAUUGAUCUUUUACGAGAAACUCUUCAAGUUUUAACUUUCAAAUUACUUCAUAGGCUUUUUAAACGAUUUUGCUAACUUUUUGAGUUAUAUAGAAGCUUUAUUAAAACUGCAACAGAUUGGGAUAAUUUUAAGGGUGCAAUUUUUAAAAAUUAGGUAAUCUUUUGCCCUGAAGUUUUUUCAGAAUUUUAGAAGCAGAUCAUUGAAAACGAUUAAAGCUCAUUUUUAAGAUUAAUUUGUACUGUGAGUUUGUGUUUUUGAUGGCGUUU